CCAUCACUCCCUCUCCCCUCACCCCCUCCAUCACUCCACACACUGACUGAGCACAGACCGGUAUUUCAACAAAAUGCCUCAAAAAGUUCUCAAGUGUGUUAUUCAGCUUGAAAUCCACGCGGUAACCUGUCCUGGUGUGAUGUUGCCGAGGAAAGAUGAAGUCUAUAUCAAUAUUUGUAUGCUUGGUCAGUACUGGAAAACAAAAUGUUUUAUGCCAGUAUUCCCACUUCUUAUUCACGAAAGUCUGCAAUUUGAAAAGGUGUUUGGAAGAGAUGUUGUUGAUCCUGCAGAUGUUGCUGCCUUCUUGGAAUGUGACACGACUAAGUUUGAACUGAUGCAGUACGGUCCUUCAGUGGAUGAAAUCUUAGCAAACUAUGAAGACAAUACUAGAAAUUUCUUGUUCCCCGAGCCAAAGUUAACGCCUUCAUAUCCUGGAGUGGAUAGAGAAGCGCUGAUGAAAAGAUGUUCACCAGCUUUUUUAAUUGCACCAAAAUUGGAGUUCUCCACAACAACAACAAUUACAGAGUGCUGCCCUAGAUCACCAAAGAAGGUUUCUUCGAGUUUAUGUCUGUCAGAAAGUGGAAGAAAGGAAAAUCAAUUCAGAAGACCAAGGUGUGCAAAAUCAUUUAACCUGAUAGGAAAAUCGUGUAGUGAAAAGAAAUGUGUAAAGGAACACAAGAAGCCAGCAACAGCGGUCAGAUCACGAUCACUUUCUCCAUACUGUAGGAAGUGUUUACUUGAGCUCUGUUCAGAUGAUGGACAACUUUCAUCUCCAUGCAAGUCAGAUUCCAUUAGUAGGACUUCAUUUACAAAUCAUUCUUGUGACAGAAAUCAGUGCGAGAAAAAACAUUCAUCUUCACUAUCCUGCUCGUCAUUUAAUAGAGGUGCAAAGCCCAGGCCACGGACUGCUUCUCCAUCAAUCUAUCAUAAUGAUAGUUGCAGAUCACGGUACAAUCUAGGGAAGAGUUUUGAUGUUCGAGAACCUGUUAGUUGGGAUGAGCUGUCUAGUGAAGCAGAGGAACUUAUUAGUUAUCCACUAAAGGCAACUACUCGAGAUGAUCCAUACUCAUCUUCUGUUUAUUCACGGAGAAAACCACCAUGUAAUCCAAACAGGUUGUAUUUUGAUCCAGUGAGCCACCCUGCCUGGGAUAGAAUUCAUGAGCGAGUCCAAAAUCUCCUAGCGAGUAUUGAUGCACAGGAAAGGGCCUCAGCGAGGAAUAUUAAUUUCACCUGCCCACCAUGCUCCUAGGACCACACAAGUGAAAAAGCAACUUUUUUUAACGAGUACCGUAUAUGCAAGAGAUCUUCCUGAAUUCUACUGGUGCAGCAAAACAUGGACAAAUAAAGCAAGAAUAAAUUUGUCACCAAUGUGUAAUGUAAUUCUCGUAUCUGCUGCUAUUUAAUUAUUCUGACAUAACUUGUGCUGUCAUGUAAGGAGCAUCACAGUUUAUU
This is a messenger RNA of Hemiscyllium ocellatum (epaulette shark), 1452 nucleotides long. It is a transcript of the gene spata6l, whose product is annotated as spermatogenesis associated 6-like. The transcript has 14 exons. NCBI's taxonomy places the organism in Eukaryota, Metazoa, Chordata, Chondrichthyes, Orectolobiformes, Hemiscylliidae. Gene Ontology annotation, molecular function: myosin light chain binding. Bases 74 to 1249 code for a protein of 391 amino acids. Gene Ontology annotation, biological process: spermatogenesis. The record is from RefSeq and is a predicted model, not a curated record.